Messenger RNA from Conger conger (European conger), 3220 nucleotides. It is a transcript of the gene sema4f, whose product is annotated as sema domain, immunoglobulin domain (Ig), transmembrane domain (TM) and short cytoplasmic domain, (semaphorin) 4F. Bases 641 to 2965 code for a protein of 774 amino acids. The record is from RefSeq and is a predicted model, not a curated record. The transcript has 14 exons. Gene Ontology annotation, biological process: negative chemotaxis; neural crest cell migration; semaphorin-plexin signaling pathway. Gene Ontology annotation, molecular function: chemorepellent activity; semaphorin receptor binding. Lineage: Eukaryota; Metazoa; Chordata; Actinopteri; Anguilliformes; Congridae.
AGCGACAUGGUCCCAGUUCUCAACGUCCUCUCCCGUCAGAACACUCUGUUUUUAAUGACUGUUUUAUAAAGCGAAACCUCUGCGUGUGCAUUCAAAGAGAAGUUGGAGAACUGAAUAUUCGUGUCCGCGUGGAUGACAUACAGUAAGGAUUUGCAGGGGAAUGCCUCAGGCGCAUUAAAGGCUAAUACUAUUUUUCAAAAACGGUGGUAUUGUGUUUAACGCUCAUAAUCGGGGACUUUUGGAAACUCAUGCAGGACUGUUUUUUAAAUGUUAUUUUGAAUUGCAUUUUUUUUUUCCAUAAGAACAAUAGCAGCAAAGGAACUAUUCGCGUCCCUUACACGUUGUUGACUCGGGUAAAGCCAGCGUUACUAUCGCUCUGAGGACAAACGUAGCCUUCGUCCUCAAUGCCCUUUUCCCCAGAAGGAAAUUUCUCGGACCGUUUGGAAUAAUUUGAAUCGCUAGUAUAACUUGUCAGACCUGUGGCUGUACACCUCUCUGCGAACUCCGCGCGAGCGUAAAACACACUUCGCCGCGCGGACAGGAGAACGGCACCAUGGUCCGGCACUGAGACGAAUCGGGACAGAACCAGGGACGUGCGCUCUGACCGGAUAGCUACUUGUGUGGCGCUGAUCUUCUGAACAUGAAGACGGCCGCGAGUCAGAUCGUCGGGAUUUAUUUUCUGGGGUUAUUCGUCCUGAUUCCGAGCUUCUGGACCACAGACACGAACGGAUAUGGAGACUCCAUUUUGGGCCCUGUCCUGUUCUCUAAUGUGUCCAACCUCAGCACUUUCCUGCUGGACCCCAGCUCAGGUACGCUGUACCUGGGGGCGCGGGACGCCAUCUUGGCCCUGGACUCCACCACACUGAGGCAGAAACACACGCAGAUCAUUUGGAACGUUCCGGAAGACAAGCGGCGGUCCUGCAUGGGAAAGGGAAAGACUGAGGGAGACUGUCACAACUACAUCAGGCUGCUGGAGUUUGUGGACUGGGGGCAGAUCUACGUCUGUGGCACCUACGCCUUCGACCCACAGUGCGCUGUCAUCAACACGCUGGACUUCUCUCUGCAGCGUGCGGAGGAUGGCAGUGUGAUGAUGGAGACGGGGAAGGGGAAAUGCCCCUUUGAGCCCAGCCAGCACUACACUGCAGUUAUGGCAGAUGGAGUGCUGUAUGCUGCUACCACCAGUAACUUCCUGGGCACACUUUUUGAUAUCUCCCGGGCGACAGGCCCUGAAGGGGAACGCAUUCGCAUCGAGCGAUCAAUCAACUGGCUCAGUGACCCAGAGUUUGUGAGUUCCUCCUUCAUUAAGGAGCGGGCAGACGGCCCUGCCGGGGACGAUGAUAAGAUCUACUUCUUCUUCACGGAGGUUGCCAAGGAGUAUGACCUCUACACCAAGGUCAAAGUGCCCAGGGUGGCCCGUGUCUGCAAGGGGGACGUGGGGGGGAUGAAGACCCUUCAGAAGCGCUGGACCACCUUCCUGAAGGCGCAGCUGGUGUGUGAGGACCGGCCGGGCAGCCAGCGCUACAACAUCCUCACCAACGUGUUCACCACAGAGCACCGGCCCGGAGACCCCACCUCCACACACUUCUACGGCAUCUUCACCUCCCAGUGGGAGAGUGAGGCGCUCUCUGCAGUGUGUGUGUACAGUCUGGCUGAUAUCAGUAAGGUGAUGGCGGGCCCCUUCAAGGACUUGAAGAAGUGUGAAAACUGGAUGAAUCCAGAUCCCAUUCCCAGGCCCAGGCCAGGACAAUGUAUCAGCAGUGCUCUGAAGGCUGAGGGCUUCGAGUCGUCUCUCAAACUGCCGGACAAAGUGCUGACGUUCGUGCGGGAUCACCCUCUGAUGGAGAACAGCGUCAUCGCAGCGCCCCUGCUGGUGCGGAGGGGAAUCACCUACACCAGGAUCGCCGUCACCUUAACGACUGCUGCCCACGGCGACCAGGGCGGAGCGGCUGUCCUGCUGCUGGGCACGGAUCGGGGGGAGCUGCACAGGGUUUCGGUCGUGGGGCAGAACGCCACCCUCCUGCAGGAGCUCCCACUGUUUACUGCCCAGGAGCCAAUCACCAACAUCCUGCUGCACCAGGCGCAGGCGUUGGUGGGGACCCCGCUCUCUCUGGUGCGUGUGGGGGUGGGGGGGUGUGGGGUGUACCUCAGCUGUGAGGAGUGUGGCCGUGCCCGGAGCCUGGGCUGCAUCUGGAGCCUCAAACUGGGAGCCUGUACCCCCAUCCCCAUAGGGUCACAGGUGGAUGAGUCUGAAGACCCUCUGAAGCUGUGUGACAGAGGAGAGGCGCUGUGCGCGCCCGUGCCCCAGGACCUGCGUGUGACCCUGGGUCUGCGUGUGUUGCUGCCCUGCCCCCAGGUGUCGCCCCGGCCCUGCCGCUGGGAGCACCCCCCCGACCGCCACACCCGGCAGCACCACGGCCACCUGGAGGUCACCGUGACCACGGCCAGCCUGGGCUCCUACACCUGCUACUGCGCCGGGGGCCGGGGGGAGGGGGGCUGCGGCCGGGCCGCCUACACGCUGUCGCUGGAGGGCCCGCGCGCGGGGGGGUCGGUGGGGCCCGGGGGCCGGGGCCGGCAGGUGGUGGCGGUGUACCUGCUGUGUUUCGCCGCGGGCGUGGUUGUGGGCGGAGUCCUGCUGCACCUGUGCAGGAAGCGCGGCGUGGAGGGCGGGGCCGCGGGGGAGAAGGGGCGGGGCCUGCUGCCGGACACGCCCCUGACUCCCAGCAGCCCCAGCCUGCUGUCGGAGGGCGUGCCGCUCACGCAGAAGAGGAACGGCACGCUGAACGGGCACAGCGCGGGCGGAGUCUACGCCAGCGGAGCCCGCCUGCAGGAGAGCGCAGCCAACCUGGGGACGGGGGCGGGGCCGGGGGCGGGGCUAGAGGACGGGUUCAUGCUGGAGGACGACCGCUCAGAGCCAAAAACAUUUCCUGAAGCACCACUGGCCCAGUGUGAGGAGAGCUCAAUGUAGCACUCACACACACACUCACACACACUCACACACACACUCACACACACACACACACACACACACACUCACACACACACUCACACACACACACACACACACUCACACACACACACACACACACACACACUCACACACACACACACACACACUCACACACACACACACACACACACACACACACACACACACACUCACACACACACACACACACACACACACACACACACUCACACACACACACACACACACACACAC